GGCGUCGGGCCAGCAGCGGCCUGGGCUUCCCCGGCGGGCGCAGGCGCGGGUGCCGGCUGCCGGGCGCGGCUUCUGACCCCACGCGCGCGGGGUCGCCCGCCUGACAGAGACAGCCUGGGAGUGGGAGAAGGAGACAGGGCUGGCUUCCUUUCUCAGUCUGGCAAGCCUGGAGAAGUCAAGUCCCAAGCUUCUCUGUCUCUAGCUAAAGGAAAGAAAAGAAAAUGUCAGCUUUGAAUGAAAGGGAAAUGUUGGGUCCAGGAGGUGGUAGAGAGCAGGACUUAUCCGACAAGAUGCCUAUCAUGUUGGGAGACAUGAUGAAGCUGCUCUGCUCUGUAUCCGAGAAGAGCAAAGUAAAGGCAGCCAUCAGGCACUCCACAAAAGGCGCCUUGGUCACAGGGACCGCCGCCUUUGUUGGUGGUUUGGUUGGUGGCCCACCAGGACUAGCCGUCGGGGGUGCUGUUGGGGGUCUACUAGGUGCCUGGAUGACGAGUGGACAGUUUAAGCCGAUUCCUCAGAUCAUAAUGGAGCUGCCACCCACGGAGCAGCAGAAGCUUUUUAAUGAAGCCACUGCCAUUGUCCGGCAUCUGGACUGGACAGACGCCGUGCAGCUGACCACACUGGUCAUGGGCAGUGAGCUCCUGCAGCAGCAGCUGCUGGCCAUGCUGGUGAACUAUGUCAGCAGGGAGCUGCAGGCUGAGAUUCGGUACGACGACUAGGCUGCUGCUAUUGGGAAAUGGGGUUCUCCUCACUCGGAAGGUGAUGGGGGAGUCCCAUGCCAUCAAAGGGUGACCUUAUGUUUCAGCACGUUCUCUUGCUGGAGCUGCUGCUGUGCUGGAUCAUGUUUGGGAAUCAUGCAGUUGUGUUCUGUGCACUAAUGUGGGUGGAUGAGCUGGUGGAAAAGAAGGCCUAUUGCAGGUCUCUCCAAUUUUCCAAAUCUACUCUCGCCCAAGCUGGAGUGUAGAGGAAAGCUGUAGUGUCGGCCCUGUUACUUCAUGAAGGUGACUGUCUUGAGAACCUGUUACAGGAUUGUGUCUCCCCGGGGACCUGGGGACUGAAGAGCUGGUGCCUGCCUUCACUGGCAUCAUGUUUACCUCUUGAUUGCACCCCCUCCCCACCUAGGGGCUUCUGAGUGGCCUCAUGGAGGAGAACUAUCCAAUGUACUCAGGUUCCUCUCCCACCAGCUCACCCUCCCUGGCGUUCAUGUCCCUUUGUCUGAGGUUAGAGUAGUUUUUUGAGUUGUGUUUUUUGAAUCCAACAUCUUUGCCAAAAAACAUAGCUUCCUCUGAAGUGACAGGAUCAUAAACUGUCUCUGAGAUAUGCCUCUACACUAUAACCCUCCUAGUACUGUAUUCAGUCUGCUUCUGAACCACAACUGGAGGAAGUGUCAUCAAAUUGCAAUAAAUGUUUUCCCAUGUA
Molecule: messenger RNA, 1416 nt
Organism: Erinaceus europaeus (western European hedgehog)
Lineage: Eukaryota; Metazoa; Chordata; Mammalia; Eulipotyphla; Erinaceidae
Gene: C2H19orf12
Product: chromosome 2 C19orf12 homolog
Exons: 5
Coding region: 222-716 (164 amino acids)
Source: RefSeq, a predicted model, not a curated record